Messenger RNA from Drosophila pseudoobscura, 10446 nucleotides. RefSeq names its product tenectin (gene tnc). The coding region runs from base 495 to 9173 and encodes 2892 amino acids. Gene Ontology annotation, molecular function: protein binding. Lineage: Eukaryota; Metazoa; Arthropoda; Insecta; Diptera; Drosophilidae. Gene Ontology annotation, cellular component: extracellular region. The transcript has 7 exons. The record is from RefSeq and is a predicted model, not a curated record.
AUAAGCACCGCGGACCCAAUAGCUCCGAGUCUCUUUGAAUUUUAUGAAGCGGUUGUAUCUUGGUGGUGCCCCAACCAGCCAACCGAACCGAACGGCCAACAGAACCCCCAGUUGGUACCACACCAGCAGCCACAACGGCCGCAAAAUCAGCAGCAGCACCAGCAGCAUCUUCUUGUAAAAUAUCUUUUGCCUUUUUACCCCAAAAGCAAGCCAACGAACAGUGGAUUAUUCCCAAUAAUUGUUAACAAUCAAAACGAAAAGUGAACAAAACACACGCAGAAAACACCGAUAAAGUGCGCGAAAUGUUGAGCAACGUGUAAAAGCCAACUAAAGGAUCUGAUAACUGUGCAAGGACUGCAAAACGAAACCCAAAGAUACAAACGCAAAGAUACAAACCGCAGUACCAGUGGCUAGUGCACACCUAGAAUCUCCGCAGAGUUCUAUACGAAAGAUUUGUUCAUUCGUGCUGUUACUUGAGUGAAAAAGUUACAACCAUGACAAGAAGACGUUCGAGUCCGCUGGGACUCGAGGAGCUGGUGUCUCUGACGCUGGCCCUGCUGGCCAUAAUGCUGAUACCCACACAAGCCGCUCCACUGCAGGAAUACACGGAGAUCCAGCAGUACUCGGAGGGCUGCUACUACAACUAUGCGCAUUACAACGAGGGCGAUCGCAUCAUGACCAAUGAGCCGUGUCUGAACUGCACCUGCCACAACCGCAUGCUGAUGUGCUACCUGCGCGUCUGCCCCUUCACCAAGCCCAUUGGCCACGACUGCAUCGUGGAGAAGCGGGAGGAUCAGUGCUGUCCCAUCAUCACCUGCCCAGAGGUUCCGGUCGAUGUACCCUACCACACCCCUGAGCCCGGCACUGAGCUGAGCAUCCCCGAGAAGUUCGGCUGCAGCAUCGAGGAGAAGUUCUACCCGGAGGGAGCCCAGGUGCCAUCGAACCCCAACAGGCCGUGCGAGCUGUGCUACUGCAUCAACAACCAGACCAAGUGCGUGAUGCAGGAGUGCACCCUCCAUGUGGACGGAUGCCUGCCCAUCUACAAUAAGGGAUCCUGCUGCCCCGUGCGCUACAGUUGCGACCACGAGAACGAGCUGGACUUCAUCGAUACGUCCACCACGACGACGACGACUACAGAGCGUCCCACCACCGGCUUCAUCCUGCCCACGACCAUGAUGCCAACCGAGUCCACCGACUGCAUGUUCAAUGGGGACAUCUACGCCGAUGGAGCCUCGAUCAAGGGCAAGGAUGCGUGCGAGCACUGCUACUGCAUGCGAGGACACAUGGUUUGCGCCGUCCAGGACUGCAAGAUGCCGAUGAUGGCGGCCAACGGCACGUCCUGCCGGGCCAUGCCAGCAGCCGAGGGCGAGUGCUGUCCCAACAACUACAUUUGCGAGGACGACAGUGCAACCACUGAGAUUGUGGAGAUCACCACGCCGAAGAUCUCAACGUCCGCUCCCGCCAAGGACAUCCACGGCGAGAUUCCCAAGGAGGAUGUGGACCUCCAGGAGCACAUUGAUGACGAAGAAAAGGACCAGGACAAGGAGACGGCCACCGAGAUUCCCACAGUGGAGGAGGGCAGCGGUGAAGUUGAAGAUGAGGAGACGACCACAAGUGCCCCAGUGCGUGCCUCGGACGAAAAAGACAAACCCUUCACGCCCGAGAGCUCCACCGCCGGCAUUGCUUCCGACUCCAGAAUCGAUCUAUUAUCCACCUCGACUGAAGCAGCCACCGGCGCCUCAUCCACCGAAACCGCCACCGAAGCCAGCGGCGAAGUGGAGGAGGAGGAUGACAUCAUUAAGAUUGUCACCACACCAGAGCCCGAGGGAAGCGGCGAAGAGGAUGUUUCGAAGCCCACGAAGACCGUCGAUCAGGAUAGCACCGAGGAGGAGGAGAUCAUCAAGGUCACCUCUCCAGCACCAGCCAAGGCCAGUCCCGAAGAGGAGAUCGUUAAGGUCACCACCUCUGCUCCUUCCGUUACCGAUGAAGAUGUUAAGCCCACUUCUGCCGAGGAAACGAGCGAUGAAACGGAAGAGGCCAAGCCCACAUCUUCUGAGGAAGGCAGUGGCGAGGAGGACCAGACUAAGGCCACACCCACUGAGGAGGGAAGCGGCGAAGAGGAUGAAGUUAAGCCAACACCUGCUUCUGAGGAAGACGCCGAGAAGGACGACUUCAAACCCACACCUGCUCCUGAGGAAGGCAUUAAGAAGGAAGACGCCAAGCCAACACCUGCUCCAGCAGGAGCUUCAGAAGAUGAGGACUCCAAGACAACACCAGAAGGAAGUGAUGAAGAUCAGGAAGCCAAGCCAACGCCAGCAGGUACCUCAGAAGAUGAGGAGGCCAAGCCAACACCAGCUCCAGCAGGAAGCUCAGAAGAUGAUGAGGCUAAGCCCACGCCAACUCCAGAAGGAAGCGGUGAAGAUGAGGAAGAUGUCAAGGCCACUCCUGCCCCAGCCGGAAGCUCUGAAGAUGAGGAAGAUGUCAAGGUCACUCCUGCCCCGGCCGGAAGCUCUGAAGAUGAGGAAGAUGUCAAGGCCACUCCUGCUCCAGCAGGAAGCUCUGAAGAUGAGGAAGAUGUCAAGGCCACUCCUGCUCCAGCAGGAAGCUCUGAAGAUGAGGAUGCCAAGCCCACACCUGCAGUGGUGCAUAGGGACGACGCUGAAGCUGCUAAGCCCACUGAAUCCACGGAAGAGGCAAGCGGCGAGAGAGAAGAGGAGAUCAUCAAGGGAACCACGCCAUCGGAGGAUGAGGUUGCCAAGGCAACCACUCCCGCUCCUCAGACCGAGGGUGAGGGUGAGAAGGACAUCGAUACUGUCACGGCUACACCGCCUGCCGAGCCCACAAGCAGUGAGGAUGCUGAGGACAUUGCCAAGCCCACAACUCCGUCUGCUGAUGCCUCCGAAGAGGAAGAGGUUAGCAAAGCCACCACUCCAGCCGACAAAACAUCCGCCGAAGAAGAGGAGAUUGCUGGACCAUCGACUCCAGCCGACAAAACAUCCGCCGAAGAGGAGAUUGCCGGACCAACCACUCCAUCCGCGGACGUCAGUGUCAGUGCGGAGGAGGAGAUUGUCAAGGCAACCACGCCCAAGUCCGAUAUUGCCGAUGAUUCAACCGAGUUGACAGCAGAACAGGACGAGGAGCCAGUCACGGAGACAGAAGAAGGCUCCACAGCUGGCACACCGAUCUCAUCAUCCACCGAAGGAGUCCAGGCUGCUUCCGAAAAGGAUGAGCCCUCCAUUGGAACAUCCACUAGUGCACCCGCUCGUGCUGGCGAAAAGGAUGAGGCUGCCACCACUCUGCCUACUCCUGAGAGCGAUGAGAAGGUUACCGAAGGUGAUCUCGAUGCAUCCACUGAAGUUCCUGCCGAAGACGCCUUCAAGUCCGGCACAGCCAAGCCAGUUUCUGCCGAGAAGCCUGCUGAAGAGUCAUCCACGGAAACCGACGAAGCCGAAAUCGAUGCAUCGACCAGCACACCACUCCACAAGCAAGAUCAGCCGGAUGAGACCACAGACAAGUCUCAGGACGAAAAGGAGGAAGAUGAGACAAGCACCGAGGCAGUGCCAGCUAAAUCCGACAGUGUGCCACCAGUUCUCGACAUCAAGCCCUCGACAAGUCUUCCGGUGGAAGGCGGAGAGGUCUCUACAGAGAAGCCAUCAUCAGUCUACCUGCCGCCUGCCGGAGAGAAAGACUCCACCGAGAGCGCCGAAGAUGCAACUGAGCCAGCCAUCAAAGAGGAGCCAUCGAAGCCAGAAGAGCCCGCGACCACUCCCCUGCCCGAAGAGCAGUCCAGCAGCGUCUCGCCCAGUGCCGAGCAGCCAACCACAGUGCCAGUUAUCAGCCGGGACGAUUUCGCGUCAGAGCAGACUACCGUUUCACCCAGUGCCGAUGAUCAGAGCUCCUCCGAAGCUCUGCCCGCCAUGGACCUGCCAGCUGUCAUUCCUGGAGAAGGUGACUGCUUGGUGGAGGGCAAGACCUAUGCCAACAACACCAUUGUGCCGUCCACCUCGGCCUGCGAUGUGUCCUGCAAGUGCAUCAGCAGCCUUGUGUCCUGCCAGCAAAUGGAGUGCAAAGAGCCCGAGAACCGCGACAAGUGCGUCCUUUCUUCCGAUCUUCUUGCUGGCUGCUGCCCAACUUACAUUUGCGAGGAGAGCGAUGAGGAGGAUACUACUGCCAAGCCUAUUGACAGGAUCGAUGAGGAUGAGUCGGGUGCCAGCACCGAAGAAAUCCCCAAGGAUGUCAUCAUGCCCACUGGCAUUACUGAGCAGCCACUUUCCCAUGUCAAGCCCGAUGAGGAGGUUCCACAGGUGACACCCCUUCUGCCGGUGGAGGUUGAGUCUUCCACACCCAAGGCGGUCGAGAAGCCAGCUGCUGUUUCCGACGAGGACAUGGCCAAGCCCACGACAGCCACAGCUACUCCUGAAAUUGAGGAAGAGGAACACAAAGAUAAACCCCUUGACAAAGAACCCGUGCCCAAGCCCACGGAUGAGGGUAAGAAAGAGCCAGCAGGAGAAGCUGAAACUGUCCCAGCCACAGAGCAGCCGACCACAGAUGAGGCCACCAAGAAGCCGUCCCAAGAAGAUGCCACAACUCCGCCUCAAUUUGCAGAUGAUAGCCAAAAGGAGACUGGAGAUGAAUCGCCAGCCACAACCACUGCUCCCAUCACGACAGAGGAAGAGAAACCAAUCGAUGAGAAGAAACCAACUGAAGAAGAUAAGCCCAGUGAAGAAGAGAAACCCACUGAAGAGACCCCCAGUCUUGGACCUAAGGCGCCAGUUGCUGAUGGAGAUACCGAUUCCGAAGAAGGAACCCCGGCUACCCCCGCUUUAUCCGAGGAAGACUCCUCCACAGAGUCAUCAACUGAAGUGCAUACUCCAGAGCUCGACACGAAGCCAGAAGCCGAGGAGUCCACUCCAUCUACUCAGUCACCAAAGACCGAAAAGACACCCAAGCCAUCCACCAGUGUAUCCGAUGAAGAGGAAAUCGAGGACUUGGACAAAUUCACAACAGUUGCUCCAUCGAAGGUAUCGGAUGAGAAGGAGCCAUCCACUUCUGCCGAAGAUAGUUCGGACGAUGAUGAUUCCGUUCCAGCCUCAACUGAGCGAUCUCCGAUCAAAGAAGACGCUGACGAAAAGGCACCACCAUUGCCCACCAAAGCACCAGCCACUAAGCCAGAGUCCACUACUGAGGCUGAAACCGACAAGGAACCUGCAAAGGAUGAUGUUGCUACCACUGAACCAAGUUCUGAGGGCGAGAAGGACACCUCUGAUGAGUCAUCGACCGCGUCCGUCUCUGACCAUGGAGUCGAGAGCGAGGCCACUACUACUCCAGUUCCUGCUGUUCCUGCUUCUGAUGAAGAUAAGACUCCAGACAGCACAGAAAAGACCCUGCUUGGAGCAGAGCCUGAAGACGAGACUGCCACGGCUGCUCCGUCAGUUGGCGACACUUCUGACGAAGAGGCGCCCGCCACUACUGAUGUUCCUUCGAAGGAUGAAAGCGAACAGAAACCGUCUUCUGUCCCUGCUGAGAUCGAGCCUGAAUCUGAUCGUACCACUACUCCUGCUCCGGUUGAUGCCGCUAAGGAAGAGUCCGAUGAGCAAUCGACGACAACUCCCUCUUCUGACGAACGCAAGGACACAACACCUGCUCCCUCUGAUGAAAAGACUCCCUCAGUUAGCGUUACUCCCGAGGCUGAGCACGAUGAGAAAUCAGAUGCAACUGCUGCUCCUGUUUCUGACGAAGAUCGCACUGAGAAACCCGUGGACGAAAAGGAACCACUUCCCGCAGGAGAAGAUGUAGAGAAGGAGUCCGACAUUGAAACCUCUACUGCCAGGCCCUCUGCUGCCACAUCCCCAUCGUCUGAAGAAGAAGCUGGAGACGAUAGUGCAUCAACAGACAAGACGCCAUCCGAGGAGGCAGAGGAGAAGCCCGAGGCUCCCACAACAUCUUCGGAGGAAGACGACGAUACUGCUGCUGCUGCCACGACAACUCCAGCACCUUCUGCCGCCGAUAAGGUACCCGAUGUGCCAAAACUGCCCCAAGAAACCCCAGAGGAUGUUCUACCUUCAUCCACUGAGACAUCCACAGAGCAGGAGCGUGAAUCGACUGCUGCUCCAAGCCUGGACGAUAAGGAACCUGCUGUCACCUCGGUGCCAUCUGCUGAUAUUGAUUCGGAUAUCACCACAAUUGGCCCCGUCUCUGAAGCGGAUGAGAAGCCAACUGAGGAAGAGAAACCAAUCGAGGAGCAGAAGCCAAAGGAGGACGAAAAACCAACUGAAGGAGAGAAGCCAACAGAGGAGGAGCAGUCUACUGAAGCACCAGCCAAGCUGCCAACUCCAGAAGAUAAGAUUGGAAGCCAGCCCGAAGAUAAAAUCUCUGCCACAACUGCCGCUCCUGAAGAAGGAUCCACGGAAGCCAGUGAUGAAAUCGUUCCAUCAACCGAUUCCCAGGCUGAUGAGGAGACCGAAGAUAAGCAGCCUUCAUCGACUGCCCAGACACCAGGGGAAAAGACUCCCGAAACUUCAACUGAUCUGCCAUCUGAAGAUGCUGAGACUGUCACCAUCGGUGCUCCCUCCGCUGAAGAAGAUGCUUCAGUCCCAUCCGACGAGAAGAAACCUUCCACAUCCGCAGAGGAUGAGGAAAGCACCGAAGCCACCAUUGGUAUCAGCGAUGGUAAGAAGAAACUGUUUGCUGCUGAGAAACCCACAACUCCAUCGCCAUCCAGCGAAGAGGAGCCUGUCACUGAUGCCCAGAAACCAGUGGAUGAGAAGGAGACGGAGGAACCAACAAAGGAAACCGACGCAUCAACCGAAGUGCCGCAGCUGGGAGAGCAAGAUAUCCCAUCAGCAACAUCUGUCCCAUCUGCUGAGGACAUCGAAAAGGAGGAAGAGGACAAGUCCGACUCUACCACUGUUGCCCCUGCCAAGCAAGCAGAUGAAGAGCUCACCCCAGCCGUUACUCCUGCCGCACCCGAAACAUCCGAUAAGGAGCCCUCUGUGGACUCUACCACCGUCGCCCCCGCCAAGGAGGAAGAAGAAGAUCUCGCGGCAACCGCAACUCCUGCCACAGGAAUCAAGGAAACAUCCGAAAAGGAGCCCUCUGUGGACUCUACCACUGUUGCGCCUGUCAAGGAGGAUGAUCAAGAUCUCACGGCAAGCGCUACUCCUGCCACAGACGCCAAGGAACCAUCCGAAAAGGAGGCCUCUGUGGACUCUACCACUGUUGUCCCGGCCAAGGAGGAUGAUGAAGAUCUCGCGGCAAGCGCUACUCCUGCUACAGACGUUAAGGAACCAUCCGAAAAGGAGCCCUCUGUGGAUGUGCAGGAAGCUGAGUCAGGCACAAAGCCUCCUACCGAUGCAUCCGACGAACAGCCAAUCGAUGAGACAGCUUCCUCGACAUCCCCCCCAACUGUGGACGAAUCUGAGCAACCAACGACCUCCCCAGCCACUUCUGUCAAGGACGAAGCCAGCACACCAGCUGUCGACAAGGUGCCAGAGGAUGAGCUUGACGUCACCACCAUUGCCAGCCCAGCUGUGUCCGACGUUAAGCAGGAUGACACCAAGGAUACGACAGCCACCACUGUGUCACCACUCAUUGAUGAGAAGGAAGAAACUGUUACUCCCACUGCCCAGGACGAUUCCAAGACACCAAUUGAUGUCUCCACAGUUUCACCCACUUCCGAGGCAGAGCACGACCAGACAGAAGCACCACUUGAUUCCUCAACCGCAGCUCCUGCCAUACCCGAAACUGAUUCUACUGCUGCUCCAGUCGAUGUGCCUUCUGCUGAGGAGAUCGACACGAAGCCAAUGGAAGAUGUCAUGUCCCAGACUGCCGCUCCUGCUAAAGAGGAUGACCAGACUCCAGUUACAGUCGCCCCUGUGGAUCACGAUGUUGAGCCCAGCAGCGAAGCUAGCGAGCAGCCUCCUGUCUCCGAAGAUGUGGGAGAAGAGAGUACCGAGCCAGCUAGCAGCGAUGCUGAGGAUACCACUGAUCAGUCUCCAGCUGGUGCCAAACUGAAGCCACCUACUGCCACUACAACUUCGGAGGCAACCCCAUCUGAGGCCGCCGUCACCGAAGCUGAUAUUGUGCCGGAAACCGCUUCACCGGAGCUGGAGAAAGAAGUACCCGACAAGUCCACUGAACUGCCCCAAUCGGUUGUGCCCUCAAGCGAGGACAAGACCACGGCAGCUCCAGCUGUCAAGCCAAGCUUGGACUCCACUGAGGAAGGCGACGAGUCGGUUGAAUCCGAGGAAGUCACAGAAGCAGCCGAGAAGGAGGGCGAGGACAAGGAAUCGGAGGAGACCGAAGAUGAGGCUCACAAGAAGCCCGAAACCGAAGAGCCUGAAGUGCCCGCCGUUGUCUCAGAGAUUCCCCAGAGCACGACCACACCUUCUGCCCAGGAUGAGACAUCGUCAGAGACCUCCAGCGAGGAAGUUGCCACGGAGCAAGCAGAUAUCGCCACAAUCGUCACCACAAUGCACCCACUGUUCGCGCACCUCCCAAGCUCCACCAAGAGUCCAGUCAUCGGCGAUCGAGUAGGCGAGGAAGAAGCAACCGAGGCUUCUACUGCCAAGCAGAGCACUGAGGCGCCAACUACCAGCACCACAUCCUCAACGACAGCAGCCAGUCCCAUUACACACCCGCCCUACGGUCAUGCUCCCGAGUACGAAGACGAGUACGACGAUGAGGAUGUGUUCGGUCCUGGCACCUGUCGCUAUGCUGGCAAACUUUACGUUUCCGCCCAGCAAAUCCCACGUGACGAUCCUUGCGACUUCUGCUUCUGCUUCAGAAGCGACAUCAUCUGUCUGCAGCAGUCUUGCCCGCCUCCGAUUGCCGGCUGCCACGAGGAGCCCAUUUCAGGCUUCUGCUGCCCGCGAUACGAGUGUCCCGUCUCAAUGGCCGCUGUGCUCAACGUCACGACGAGCACGACAACCACCAGCACCACUCUGCCCCCGCUAUUCACAGGCUUCACCCAGAGUUCCGCUGUGAUUAACGAGGGCUGCCUCAUAGACAACCGUACAUACGAGGUUGGCCAGGUCAUCGAGUCGAAGACUGGUCCUUGCAUGCGCUGCACUUGCGGCGGCGACGGCCAGAUGCAGUGCGAUCCACAGCAGUGCAUUCCCGGUCCAACUAUGCAGCAAAUAAUGGCCACCACCGCGGCGGGCCGCAAGAGAUGAACCACCAACAGCCAUGCUCACUAAAUAUAAUUUUAACUAAUGUUUAAGCACUGCAGACAAACAAUCACAUCGCAAACAGACAAACCAACCGACCCAGAUUGCACCCACGGAUCGAUCAAAAGCAAUAGAACACAAUUCGAAUAGAUCAACAAGACUAGGAACAGAACCAGAACCAGAACAAGAAUCAGAAUCAGAACCUUAUCGUAUGUAUGUAUACCUAGUAGGUGCCAAAACUAAUGGAGGACACUGGACCGGGUGAUCAGAUCAAUAUCAGAUCGGAUCGUAUGCAAUAGGAAUAAUUUUGGUUCGCCGAUAUUCGCACUCUUUCAAUUGAAUUACGCCAAUUUGUUUCGGAUUAGGUUAUGGUGACGAAGCAAACAGUGAUAUUGUACUGUAUACAUAGUAUAGGUGCAAUUAAUUUAGAACGCGCUCACUUAAAAUGAAUUACUUAUGUAUUUGUACUUGUAUUUGUAACCCCCUAGUGACAGCCCAUAGCAACCAACGUCGCGCGUGCCUUGUAAAGUCGUUCAUUGUGCCCGCCGCCAUAUACAAAUCGCUUUCAGGAGACUCUCAACACAAUGCAAAAGCUAAAGCAAAGCCCCCAACAUCCAUCCAUCAGAUAACACCCCAGAGAUAUUGUACUUCUGGCGCUCCCACACAAUCAAUGGCGUUACGAAGAGCCACGGCAUUUGGCUACUGAACAACCGUUUCUUUUUGUUUGUUUUUUAAUAGCAAUAUUGUACUUCUUUUCAAUGCGCUUUUAUAGUAUUUUAGUCACUUUAUUUUAAACAUUAUUAUUUUUUGUGUAUAAUUGUUGCUUCUAGUCUUCUUUUGUUGCAAGAACAACGAAAUCCGCCUGUAACACGCGCACAAUGAGAUCAAAUCAGAUCAGAUCAGUUGAAUUGAGUUGAGUUGAGUUGAGAAAUUGUAUCUUCUAUAAACUAUUCCAAGCUUUUAUACUUUUAUAUACAAUACGUGUAAAAUGGAGAAACGAACGAACUAGUUUUUAUAGCAAUUUUACAAACGAACCACGAAUUGCAUAGUUUUAACGGAUUGAAAUGAAUUUGUACUUCGCCUCAAUGCAUUUGCACUCCGCACUGAACACUGCACAUGCAAAUGCAUCUGUGGCAGUAACAAUGGUAGUCUACAUAGAAUUUUUUAGAUCAACUGAAGACGGAAACUAAAAUAUGGAAACAAACGAACAAACUGUCGGCUAUCGCUAUUGCUCGACUGACUGAAAAUAACAAACAUAGUAGAGGACAUUGACGUAGCA